This is a messenger RNA of Thamnophis sirtalis, 1047 nucleotides long. The record is from RefSeq and is a predicted model, not a curated record. Lineage: Eukaryota; Metazoa; Chordata; Lepidosauria; Squamata; Natricidae.
AUGGCUUUCAGGACACAGCAGAACUUUAAUGAUCUCAGCUCAAGUGCCUCUGAAAGCAGCUAUUUCAUUAUCCCAGAUCAACUCCUGAUCAAAAAAAUCGUGUCACAAAUAGAGUUCUACUUUUCAGAUGACAACUUGUUCAAAGAUUUGUUCCUCCUGAGGCAUAUACAAAGGAACAAGAUGGGAUUUGUGAGCAUAAAACUUCUGACAAGUUUAAAAAAGAUGAGAUGUUUAACUUGUAACUGGCGAGUGACCCUUUAUGCUCUGCAAUUCUCGAAGUUGCUGGAACUCAAUGAAGAUGGGACCAAAGUGAGGAGGAAGAAGCCUAUCCCAGAAACCUUUGUAAAUGUCCCUCUAAACAAGACGCUCCUUGCAUGGAAUGUCAUUUCAUGUGAAGAAUCCGCUAGUUCUUCAAUCCUGCUUCAAGAAAACUUUCUGGAUACACUCACAAAACUGUUCGGGCCUUUUGGUGACAUUGCCUGCAUACGCAUCUUCAGACCUGGCAAAAAGCUUCCCUCCGCAGUGAAGAAAUCUACCACUUCUUAUCCUGAGCUUUUGAGCAGAUGGUGUGCAUUGGUGGAAUAUGAAAGGUUGAAGAGUGCCCAAAAGGCUUUUGAAGGGCUUCGCCACAAGCAGUUCUGUUCUCCUGGGCAAAGCAUCAAAGUGAUCAACCUCUCUACUCUCAAAAGGAUCAAUGUGGUCAUUCAAGAAGAUAGUGAAAAGAUUGAAGAGAUACUAAAGCCUUUUACAAAAUGGUCCAACAACUUACCAGAAGGCCCCGAAGACUUCUCCCCCCGCAGUUCAUCUACAGAACCAGAUAGUAUCCGAGUUUCUACUCCUAUCGUUCCUCGGAAUUUCUCCUCUCCUCCAGUCAUGUCUACAACUAAGCCUUACAACUCAUCAGAUCAAUACCCAACCAACCAGGAAUUGAUUUCUGAGAUUGCAGAUGGCAUGAAUGAGGGAGAAGUGGAAGAUUGGAUAGCUGAGCUUCAUGAUGAAGUAGCCCCUGAGCCUGACGAUGUGGACGAAAUUGUCCAGCUGCUCUGA